Candidula unifasciata is the source of this 1062-nucleotide messenger RNA. The record is from the annotation of a GenBank genome assembly. NCBI's taxonomy places the organism in Eukaryota, Metazoa, Mollusca, Gastropoda, Stylommatophora, Geomitridae.
AUGCCACGACCCGGAAGAAAUUCUUACGACGAGCAGAAGCCUCCAUAUUCAUACAUAGCAUUAACAGCAAUGGCGAUUCAAAGCUCGGGAGAGAAAAUGCUGCCAUUAAGUGACAUUUACAGGUUUAUCAUGGACAAUUUUCCCUUCUACCGCAAAAACACACAACGCUGGCAGAAUUCCCUGCGACAUAAUCUCUCCUUCAAUGACUGCUUUAUCAAAAUCCCCCGACGACCGGACAGGCCAGGAAAGGGAUCUUACUGGGCGCUGCAUCCCAUGUGUGGGGACAUGUUUGAGAAUGGCAGUUUUCUUAGGCGUCGAAAAAGGUUCAAACUUCGGCAGAUGCAGAUGCAAAUGCAGAUGCAGAUGCAGAUGCAAGGCAGUACACCGCCCUCACCAGAAUUUAUAGACAUGAAGUCUCCAGCUACAGUUGAUACUGCCCUCUUCCUUCAAGAAGCCAUGGCAAGGGCUAGCCUUCACCAGUCAUGGUCAAAUCAAACAAGAUUUCAGCCAUACAUUCCACCACCUAAUCCAGCUACGAAACAUUCGUUUUCCAUCGAGAACCUUAUUUCGCCAGAUUACAAGUCUACUUCUAGUAUUUUAGCACCACGGCCGCUACUUCCACCUCCAUUGCCGUCAUUCGCCGCGCAGUUUUCAUCGAGUUUACCUCCAAAUCUAGUUGCUUCAUACGCUACAAGUUUAGAUUUGUCGUCAUCGUCGUCUCUUGCCAGCUCCAUCUCCUCUUUGUCAACGCUUUCUUCUCUCAGUUCUUCACCUUUCACCUCCAGUCUUAUGUCGAGAUUCUCAGCGAACUUCGACUUACUCAAGUCGUCUGCUCACGAAGCAGGAUCAAUAUCUCAUGUACCCAUCAAGCCAUCCCCUAUAAACCCCCUAAGCAUCAGUUACACGGGACAUCAUUCCUCGUUUGUACCUAGAAUAGGCUUACCAAUACCUUUGACCACGCCGUUUUCAGACAAGAUGUUUCACAUGAUGCGGCCAACUGUGACAGCGAUAAACAGAUCCAUGCCUGUGAUGCCGACACGUCCAGUCAGUGCCGAAAGUUGA